UUAUUGCUCAUCUUCAUUCUCAUAGAUCAAACAGAGAGAAAAGCUCAUUCUCUGCUUCCCAAGUCUCUACUCUUCCUCUUCCACCCAAAAUGGAGAGAAAGGUCUCUCCAAUGGCCACCCUUCUCUUCAUUACAGUCCUUAUAGCUGCUUAUUAUUUCUCAGAGUCCCAAGCUCAGUCAAGUAGCUCAUUCCAAGACAAUUUCAGUAUAAUGUGGUCAGAAAACCAUUUCAAGACCUCUCCAGAUGGGCAGAUCUGGUAUCUCUCAUUGGACAAUGAUACAGGUUGUGGGUUUCAAACAAAGCAGAGAUACAGAUUUGGGUGGUUCAGCAUGAAGCUCAAGUUGGUGGGAGGUGACUCUGCUGGUGUUGUGACAGCUUAUUAUAUGUGCUCGGAGAACGGGGCGGGGCCGACGAGAGAUGAGUUGGAUAUCGAGUUUUUGGGGAACCGAACAGGGCAGCCGUACCUCAUUCAGACCAACGUUUACAAGAAUGGAACUGGAAACCGUGAGAUGAGGCACCAGCUUUGGUUUGAUCCCACUGAGGACUUUCACUCCUAUUCGAUCCUCUGGAAUUCCCACCAGAUUCUGUUCUUUGUGGAUCAAGUACCGAUUCGGGUGUUCAAGAAUGCUGAUUAUGCAAACAACUUCUUCCCAAAUGAGAAGCCAAUGUACCUCUUCUCAAGCAUAUGGGAUGCAGAUAACUGGGCAACAAGAGGAGGGCUCGAGAAGACGAAUUGGACGAAUGCUCCUUUUGUGUCCUCUUACAAGGACUUCAGCGUCGAUGCUUGCCAGUGGGAGGACCCUUACCCGCCAUGUGUAUCCACCACCACCAACAACUGGUGGGAUCAGUAUGCCGCUUGGCACCUCACCGAUCAACAAAAAACUGAUUUUGCUUGGGUUGAGAGGAACCUUGUUAUUUAUGAUUAUUGCCAGGACACCAAAAGGUUCCCAACACUGCCUGAGGAGUGCUCACUAAGUCCAUGGGAUUGAGCACAAAGAGAAUUCUAUAUAUAUAUAUAUAUAUAAAGAGCAUUGAAAAUUUUCAUUUUCUUUAUUUUGUUUUUCUCUAUGAUUUUUUGAGUUUUGAAUUGAAUAUAUAUUUGCUCUCUGUUGGGCCAAUUCUUGUAUUGGAUUAUUAUUGGAUAAUUUUUCCUAUUUAAUUCAUUAAA
This is a messenger RNA of Camellia sinensis, 1168 nucleotides long. RefSeq names its product xyloglucan endotransglucosylase/hydrolase 8 (gene XTH8). Gene Ontology annotation, cellular component: apoplast; cell wall. The record is from RefSeq and is a predicted model, not a curated record. Gene Ontology annotation, molecular function: xyloglucan:xyloglucosyl transferase activity; hydrolase activity, hydrolyzing O-glycosyl compounds. Gene Ontology annotation, biological process: xyloglucan metabolic process; cell wall biogenesis. NCBI's taxonomy places the organism in Eukaryota, Viridiplantae, Streptophyta, Magnoliopsida, Ericales, Theaceae.